Pecten maximus is the source of this 603-nucleotide messenger RNA. RefSeq lists its product as uncharacterized. The record is from RefSeq and is a predicted model, not a curated record. Lineage: Eukaryota; Metazoa; Mollusca; Bivalvia; Pectinida; Pectinidae. The transcript has a single exon. The coding region runs from base 1 to 603 and encodes 200 amino acids.
AUGUAUCGCUACUUUACGAAAUUCAGAACCUAUAAAUACAUCGACAAAUUACAAGAUUUCGUCAAUUCGUAUAACGCCACACCUCACAGUUCUCUAAAUGGGUUAGCCCCCAAAGACCUCGACGACGACAACAAAGUGGACGUAUUUGCACAUCAAUACUUGAAAACACCAACAAAUCACACCCCUAAAAAGCGCAAGAAAGCACGUCCCGUGUUCAGAUUCAAGAUUGGGAGUCUCGUUCGCGUGUCUCACAAUAAAGAACUUUUCAGACGUGCUUAUCAACAGCAAUGGUCAUCGGAAAUCUUUAAGGUUAACAAAAGGGUUUUUAGACAAAACAUACCCCAAUACCAAUUGAUUGAUUUCUUAAACGAACCCAUCAAGGGUAAUUUCUAUCAAUCCGAACUGCAAAGAGUCGAUAAAGACGAAGAUGCCUUGUGGUUCAUAGAGAAAAAGAUAAAAAAGCGUAAGAGGGGAGGUCAGGUCGAAUGGUUCGUCCAAUUCGAAGGGUGGCCUGCUAAAUAUAAUCAGUGGAUCCCCGAAAAAGAGAUCAAAGACGUUUCGAACGAGCAACAUGUCACACUACGUGGUGAUCAGGAGCGAUAA